CAGGCUGGCUGGCCGGGAGGGCGCGGGCUUCCCCUCUCCGCAGGCCUGUCCGAAAUCCCCCGACGUUCCCUGCGGGGGCUUUGUCCUGCUCCUCCUCGCCUCGCUCCCCCCCGGCCCGGCCGCCUAGAGGAAGGGCGCAGCGGCGGGGCCACCCUCGAGGGAGAAGUUUCGAGUGGGAGCCCCUUGGCGUUGCCAGGCGAAGACGGCCUGGUCGGGCGGUUGGCUUGGAAACCCGGAAUUCGGUGGCUUUCGGAGGAUGCUUUUGGGCCACGCUCACCUACCCAAGUGAAGAGAAGGAGAGGAUGGCUCAGAUUCUCCAGAUGGAGAUCCCCAACUUUGGUAACAGCAUCCUGGAGUGCCUGAACGAGCAGCGAUUGCAGGGCCUGUACUGUGACGUCUCGGUGGUGGUGAAGGGGCAUGCCUUCAAGGCACACCGGGCUGUGCUGGCGGCCAGCAGCUGCUACUUCCGGGACCUUUUCAACAACAGCAAGAGCACGGUGGUGGAGCUUCCUGCUGCUGUGCAGCCCCAGUCCUUCCAGCAGAUCCUCAGCUUCUGCUACACCGGCCGCCUCAGCAUGAACGUAGGCGACCAGUUCCUGCUAAUGUACACGGCUGGGUUCCUGCAGAUCCAGGAGAUCAUGGAGAAGGGGACUGAGUUCUUCUUGAAGGUCAGCUCGCCCAGCUGCGAUUCCCAAGGCUUGCACACCGAAGAGGCACCUUCCUCUGAGCCACAGAGCCCCGUGGCCCAGACCUCCACCUGGCCCUCCGGCAACACCCCCCUGCCCCUGGUCUCUCGCGUAAAGACAGAGCAGCAGGAGUCGGACUCUGUCCAGUGCACAUUUGUGGUUAAGCGGCUCUGGGAAAGCAGCCAGAAGGAAGGGGGAGGCGGAGGCGGAGGUGGAGGCGGCAGUAACGGCAGCCGCAAAAUGGCCAAGAUCUCCUCGCAGCAGGAGCUGAGCGGGGGUAACCGACAGGCGCAGCAACAGCAGCAGCAGCAACAGCAGUCUCAACAGCAGGGGGCGCUAACGGGAGGCAGUGGAGGGGCAGGCGUGGUCAGUGGCCCCAGCACAUCAGACCAGACGAGCCCUGGUACCUCCAGUGCCUACACUAGUGACAGCCCCAGUUCCUACCACAAUGAGGAAGACGAGGAGGAGGACGCUCCUGAGGAGGGCUCUGACGAGCAGUACCGGCAGAUCUGCAACAUGUACACGAUGUACAGCAUGAUGAAUGUAGGCCAGACGGCAGAGAAAGUGGAAGCGCUGCCAGACCAGGUGGCCUCCGAGUCUCGCAACCGGAUACGGGUGCGGCAGGAUUUGGCUUCGCUGCCCGCUGAGCUCAUCAACCAGAUUGGGAACCGGUGCCACCCCAAGUUGUACGAUGAGGGGGACCCAGCUGAGAAGCUGGAACUUGUGACAGGCCUUGUCUCUUUUCCCUGCCUAGGUACCAACGUGUACAUCACCCGGGCACAGCUGAUGAACUGUCAUGUCAGUGCUGGGACACGACACAAAGUGCUUCUCAGACGACUACUAGCAUCUUUCUUUGACCGGAACACCCUUGCCAACAGUUGUGGCACUGGAAUCCGCUCCUCCACCAACGACCCUAGCCGGAAACCCCUCGACAGCCGGGUGCUGCAUGCUGUGAAGUUUUAUUGCCAGAACUUUGCCCCCAACUUCAAGGAGAGCGAGAUGAAUGCAAUUGCUGCUGAUAUGUGCACGAACGCGCGGCGCGUUGUCCGCAAGAGCUGGAUCCCCAAACUGAAACUACUGAUGGCCGAGGGCGACACUUACACCACCUUCAUCAAUGACACUGGCAAGAUGGAGCCAGACAUCAUGGGGGUGGAGCACAGCUUCGAGACGGGCAGCCAUGACGGUGACGCAGGCACCUCCACCGAGGGCCUCCAGUAAAAACAUGCCCAUCUCUUUCCCCCGCCCCCAGUCGAUGGUUUUUAUUUCCUAAUUUGAUUUUUGUAGAAUCGUUUUUCCACCUUUAUUUCAUUUCUUCCCCCCCUCCCCCGCCCGUUGUUGGUUUUUGUUUUUGUUUCGGCAGAGGAGAAAGAGCAUUGUGCCUUCUCCUUUAAAAAUAUAUAUAUACAUAUAUAUAUAUAUUAUUAAACAUGGGCCUUGCUUCCUCAGGCGCCACAGGUAGUACAAGCUCAGAGGGGAGGUCUUGCUGCUGCAUUGGCAGUUCUGGCUGGCAUUUUCUCCCCUGUCCCUUCCCUCUGUCCUUGUUGUGCUAUUAAUUGUUCUUAGAUAUAUAUUUUAGUAGAUUUUUUUUUUUUAAAUACCAAAUCCAUUUGCAAAUGGAGGCCAUGAUCCAGGGAGGUCUUAUCCCAGAGUGCUGCCUCUUUCUUCAUCAGAUCGGGUUCUCUCCAGACAGGGCUCUCUCUGACUUAGACUGAUCAUUGUCAAGCCUUUUCCUCAGGUUCAUACCAGAGAGUGGGAAAAUCCUAGUGCCAUGAUAAAUGCGAACAGGGAAGGGACUGGACCCCAGUGCUGUGCUCAUGUUAUCCUUACUCAUCUUGGCUUCCCUCCACUCUUGCCUAGGUAUGUUCAGGUCUUGCACAGCAUGGCAAUUCCACCCCUGCCGUUCUCAGUACACUCCCUUUUCCUUACUCUUUUCUCUCUCUCUCUCUUUCUCCCCUUCCCUCCCUCCCUCUCAGACAUACCUCUCUCUACUUUUUCUGUCUUCUAUGUACCUUCCCCAUCCGUUCUCUGUCUUGGAGGUUUUGACCAGCCUAGCCUACUGACUGAGAAUGUAUACGGCAAAUCUGUUUGGCAGUGCAGCCCUUCCAUAUUUUGAGUGGCACAGAGUCAUGAAGGGAACAAGGAAGGUUCUCACCCCCGCAAAAAACCCAAAUUAUACAUGCAGGUCUAAUGUAGCUCUGAUACCUCCAAUGUUUCCUAAGCCUAGUGUUCUCUCUGAGGUGUUUAGUUUAAACGUGGGGUGCAAUGUGCAAACUAUUCACUUUUCAGCCAGUCUGUGGAACAAAUAGCAGCACUGCUGAUUGAAAUGCCAACCUUUUCUGCCACUUCAGCUAAAUUGGCUCAAAUGUCACAAGGUUUGGGAAUCAGGUUUUGAAGGAAGAGGAAAGCCAAGGGAGAAAGCAUCGCGUUCUUUUUUCCUAGAAGUGCCAGAAGCUACCCAGUAUGCAAGGCUGCCUUUGGCCUUAGCUCUCCUCCCAGCACCAGGUAAUGAAUCACAGUGUGAAAUUUUGCCUCUUUCUUUCCCCUGCUCCAUUAGUGAUGCUUCCGAGUCAUAUUUGGUGCAUAGCAGAGGAGCCAACUCCUAGGGGCCAAGGUCCCUUCGCUCCCCCCAUAAAAUAUUUGACGUAGCCACACACACACACACCCCGCAAGUUGAUAGGCAUUGUAAUCCAAAUAGUGUGUGUACACUAAGUCAUGUCAUCGAUUAUGCAGGGCAGGGUUUACCUCCCCCCCCCCCCCCGUUUUAUUCAAGUUUGCACCCCUGGUGCAUAAUGAAGAACUCCCAUCUUCGGGUUCAUAGGGACAUUUUGAGAUGGGAAGUACAUUUAAGUGGGAAAGCAAGCACAUUUAGGUUCUACCCUGAUUGCAGCAAAGCUCCUCUCCCUCUUCCUGCAUUUCUAUUUGUAUGGUCUAAGAUAACGACUUUGAAUUACAUUGCGAGAAUCUCUCUCCUGGUUAUUCUUACUAGAAAACAAAGUCUGCAAUUCUCUCAGGAAACGGUUGGCCUUCCUUUGAGCAAAUCAAACUGUGAAAUGAGGCAAUGGGUGGCAAUCUUUUUUUAAAAAAAAGGAAUUACAGCUUUCUAAAGAGGGUGGAAACUCCUGCCCAUGAAUUUCCAAGAGAAUAAACUCCAGAGCAGUAGUUGUCCCUAGUAGCAAAAAGAUGGCAAAUGCUGUGACAUCUUGGAGACUAACUGGCUUAUUAUUUUAAGCUGGGCUGGCUAUCUCAUGUCGACUCAUCGGUCAGUUGAAGCAGGCCUGGUCUGGGGAAAGUCCCGUUUCUCUUAAGGGAAGGCCAGCAGUGGUCGCCAGGGCUCAGGCCACUGUUUCUUUGUGAGGAGGAAGCGAGACUAAGCAGGCCUAGUUACCUCUUGUGAAAUAACUCUCUUAUAAUUUUUAAUAAACUGUUCUAGUGAGUAGUACCAACUCUGUGCUGGUUAUGUUACAGCCAGAGUUGCAACACUCAGAUUCCACCAGUUUUGAUGAUGAGAUCAGUAACAAAAAUUGAACAUGUUGUUAUGAAAAGGGCUCAAAAGCAGCCUAGCAUAUAGUGAGCACUUCGCUCUGAGUGCUCCUAAUUAAGCAUUGGCAGUUACUCCAUGUUGACAAGUGGGCUGGGGUAUAUUUUCACUUGUCGUAGGCAAGCUCAGAGAACACCCUGGUACAUUUAAUUUUGUGGCGCAGGAGGAACAUACCUUGUAGUGGCUGCUUCACCUACUAGUACAAAUCUAUGCUUACUUCUUCACUAAUUUUACUUGUAUUUCUGCACCCAGGAGAGAACAUUUGCAACACUAAGGAUGCAAUCCUAAGCAUACCUAACUGGGAAGUGAGUCCCAUUGAACUGAGUGGGAUAUACUUCUGAGUAGACAUGCACAGGGUUGCACUGCAAAGAUACAUUUUGGGUCUCGAUAUCUUGGUCAGAACUCUCCUUAGGUAACUUGACAAAAUGGCCACCAACCAACUGCAUGACUGAGAAGUUAUGUACAAUAGAGUGUGGCUUUUGAAAUACUAAGAUGGCAUGCAUCCAUUUUGUAUGUCCUACAACAUUGCUUCAUCGUAGAAAGGACUUGGCUUCUACUUCAGGGCAUAUUUUUGGCUUUCUUUUGUUUGCACAGUUGGCAGUCUUAGCUGUUGUUUCUUUAAUGAGUUAUUUGAUACUAAAAGCAGGACAUUUUCCUUUCCUUCCACUGGAGGGAGACAAAGACAGACAUGUGAAUAUGUUAAAAGGAAGUACUGUUUAAAUGAGCACUCAUUUUGCCUUUGGUGGCAGGAGACUGAGCUUAAGUCCAGGAGGCUGGAUGCGUAGCAUUCCCCAUUGGCUCCAUGUUGGCCCAGCACAGUUGCAUUUCUGUGAAAUGGUUGUUUGUUUGUUUGUUUGUUUUUAAAUAAAAAGGGCUGGCAAUAAUCUAAACUUACCGUAGGCAGAUCUACAUUUGAAACCUAAGUCAGGUUUAUACUGCUUUAAAUGAUAUGACUUCUCCAGGGAAAUCAUGGGAAUUGUAUUUUUAUGAAUUUGCUGAGAAUAUUCUUUUUCAAUCUUUCCCAGAAUUGCCAUUCCAGUGCCUCCGUUGGUGGAAACUCAUGAUAAACUGGGUUUAUUUAGUGAUGCAGCCACACGCUAGCUGGUGACUGUGCCAGCAUUUGCACUACGCUUGGAGGAAUGGAUCACAUUUUGCCAAGAUCUGAAAGCAUAAAUUUUGGCAUUGACACAAUUCUGACAUAACACUAAGUUCUCGCUUUCUUUCAGGCCAUUUCUUCUCCUUCCCCACUAGCUGCUUUUAAACAGGAAAGGGUUAUUUUAUCGCCCAGCAUGCCCUAUUUUUCUAUUGCAUUAUAUGGUCAUGUAUGUACUUAAGCUCACUCAUUUUACCCUUGUAUUUUUCCCUGAAGAAGUUGAAGUGAUAGGAAAGUAACAUUUAAAAACAUAGAUAUUCACUACAAAAAAAAAGUGGCAAUCUCAUUCUAAUUUUCUUAAUCUGAUUUCUCAGAUAGUUCUAGAAGGGAAAUUUAAUGAGAUGUCCCUUGAGGAUUGGCCUUGUUCUAAGUCAUGCUGAAUAUGAACAUGGAACAAAAUAAGACAUCAGCUUGGUUGCAAGGCAUCUUUCAACCUAAUCCAAAAAAAAAA
Podarcis muralis (Common wall lizard) is the source of this 5828-nucleotide messenger RNA. RefSeq names its product nucleus accumbens associated 1 (gene NACC1). Lineage: Eukaryota; Metazoa; Chordata; Lepidosauria; Squamata; Lacertidae. Gene Ontology annotation, molecular function: RNA polymerase II cis-regulatory region sequence-specific DNA binding; DNA-binding transcription factor activity, RNA polymerase II-specific; protein binding. Gene Ontology annotation, biological process: regulation of transcription by RNA polymerase II. The record is from RefSeq and is a predicted model, not a curated record.